Mus pahari (shrew mouse) is the source of this 1263-nucleotide messenger RNA. RefSeq names its product pleckstrin homology domain containing J1 (gene Plekhj1). The transcript has 6 exons. Gene Ontology annotation, biological process: receptor recycling; endosome organization; retrograde transport, endosome to Golgi. Gene Ontology annotation, cellular component: early endosome; recycling endosome; trans-Golgi network. The record is from RefSeq and is a predicted model, not a curated record. NCBI's taxonomy places the organism in Eukaryota, Metazoa, Chordata, Mammalia, Rodentia, Muridae. Bases 457 to 951 code for a protein of 164 amino acids.
GCCCAGAGGAUGGACUUCCGUCUUCGGGAGGCGGGAGAGAAAGGAGCGUCGGGGCGCGGAGUGCGCUUGCUCAGUGUAGCGUCCGCGCAGUUUCGCUCCGCCCUAAGUCUAGUGGCGCCGGCUAUCGCGACAAGAGCGAAGCCUUAGGGGGUUCACCGGCCCAGGAAGGCGCUUCGCUCAUCGUGGAGUGCUCUGAGUCUAACUUCACACCUCACGCUUAGUGUGUCUGACGGUUAUUUAAGGACGGGCCAUCUCCUUCCCGUCCGACUCCGUGUUCAACCGCGCGGACCCACAAACUAGGGCCGCGCCGCCAGCCCGACAACGCGCAGGCGCAGUCACCCGGCUGAGACUUCCGAGGUUGCUCCCUGAGACUUUUGUGGCGCUGGCUGCGGCUUCGGGGACGACGGCGGCCGAGAGGCAGGGCGCGCUUUGGUUCGCGCGGAACCGGGCGGCGGGAUGCGGUACAACGAGAAAGAGUUGCAGGCGCUGUCCCGGCAGCCGGCAGAGAUGGCGGCCGAGCUAGGCAUGCGGGGCCCCAAGAAGGGCAGCGUGGCCAAGCGGCGGCUGGUGAAGCUGGUGGUCAACUUCCUCUUUUACUUCCGCCCGGACGAGGCCGAGCCCCUCGGAGCCCUGUUGCUGGAGCGCUGCAGAGUGGCCCAGGAAGAACCGGGCGGCUUCUCCAUCAGCUUCGUGGAAGACCUCAGCAGGAAAUAUCACUUUGAAUGCUGUAGCCAAGAGCAGUGUCAGGAAUGGAUGGAGGCUCUGCAGCGGGCCAGCUACGAAUACAUGCGACGGAGCCUUAUCUUCUACAGGAAUGAAAUCAGGAAGAUGACUGGCAAGGACCCCCUGGAGCAGUUCGGCAUCUCCGAGGAGGCCAGGUUCCAGCUGAAUAGCCUGCCUAAGGAUGGGCGGACUGCUUGUAUUGGCUCCCAGUUAGAUGUGUUGGACUGACCCUCUCUGGGGCCCUGGCUACCCUAGGAAGUUUGUUUGUUUGUUUAUUUUUUUAAUAGGUUUAAAUACAUCUGUUCAAAGGUCCAGAGGAGGUAGGCAGGGUCUGUGGUCCUCGUUCUCCAUGUCAUCUCCCUGCCAGCACCCCUUGAGUGUUCACAUCCAGGGACCGCGCCUGGCACAGCUCCCCUGUCCAUUGCCAGAUGAAUGUAUGAUGCUAGAUGAAGCUGUGAACCCCCUCCUGCUGAUAGAGCAGGCCAUGGGUGCUGGCCUCAGUGUUCAGCCUGCUCUUUAAUAAAGGUACCUCUUUUUUGA